Messenger RNA from Papilio polytes (common Mormon), 2574 nucleotides. RefSeq names its product BCL-6 corepressor-like protein 1 (gene Sap130). Gene Ontology annotation, biological process: negative regulation of transcription by RNA polymerase II. The transcript is spliced from 11 exons. The record is from RefSeq and is a predicted model, not a curated record. Lineage: Eukaryota; Metazoa; Arthropoda; Insecta; Lepidoptera; Papilionidae. The coding region runs from base 161 to 2341 and encodes 726 amino acids. Gene Ontology annotation, cellular component: Sin3-type complex.
UUGUCUAUGGAAAGCUUACUUUCGUCCGUCACAGAAAGUUCGAAUUUUUAUUUUGGAAAUUCCUUUAUAACACAAUUUAGCUUUGAGGUAACUUAGUAAAGACAUAUUGUAGAAUGUGUUUAGAUAGAAUGUUCCUUUCAUAAAGUAAUUCUAGAAAAUCAUGAUGAGCAACAAUAUAGAAAACGACAGAUCAAGCUCAACUGGAAAAAUGUAUCCAAUAGAUCUUGCACCACAAAAGAUUACUAUAGUUAAGAGCAUGUCCAAUACAGAAGUGAAAAUGGCUCAUUUAAUUACUGGUCAAACAAAAACAUCAGGGUCCGGUCAAUUAAUAACUCACGCUGGCUCUGUUGGCUUAAUGCGUUCAACUGCACAAAUUAUAACUCCUGGCGUCUCAUCUCAGCCACAGAUGAUAGUAAGUGGGCCACCAAUAUUCCAAGGUACCCCAAUAAUAAGCCAAGGCUCACAGUUAUUAGGACAGACGUCACAGAUUAUAACCCAAUCACAGAUAAUAAACUCCAGCGGUAUCAUAAGUCCAGGCACACAAAUAAUUAGUCAAGGAAGCCAAUUGUCUGCACAAGUUUCUAACUCCAGUAGCGCUGUCUCUAAUAUACAAUCAAGUGUAGCAUCAUCAAUUAGUGGAACACAAGUGCUUAAUGUUGGCGGACAACUUGUGAGUGGAUCUGGCAAUUUGGUUGUCAGCUCUUCUGUUAGAACAAUACCUCCAAGUGUGCGAGUGCUACCUCCUUUACCUCAUAAUAGACCAGUACUAUCAAGUGUAAAUGUGAGUACAGCAAGUAGUGUGUUAGUGAGCAAAGCAGUGACAAGUCAUGUGCCAAGAGGUCUGGCCGCUGGAGCCUCACUGGCAGUGCGUCCAGUAACACCCAUAGCUGCCUCACAAUCUGCCGGUAAUCAAGGUGGCGGUGCAUGGUCGAGUGGGAAAAAUCGUAAUGCGCUAGUGUACCAAGGACGCGGGCUAGGGUCCCGUUCCCGCGCGCCCACGCCCACGUCUACGCCUCCCGCGGCCUCGCCCACGCCCACGCCAGUGUCGACGCCCACACCGCAGCCCAGCCAAUCUCCGCACUCCUCUAUCAUCACUUUGACAACCAGCUCCAUACUUACUUCCAGCGGAGUGAUAUCAAAUGCGGUGCGUGGGGCGGCGCCGCGCGCGCCCACGCCCACUCCCAUAUCGACGAGCACUGCGCCGCGCCCCCUGCCGCUAUUGCAAAGAAGCUACCAACCUACUAAGGUUGUCAGCGUUGCGAAUGUUGGCGUGCGCGGUGUGGUGGGCAACAGCGCGCCCUCGCAGCUGUACUACGAGGUGCCGCUCGGCAGCCAGCAGCACGUCGCGCACCAGCAGCAGCAGCAGCAGCAGCACGCGCCGCAGCUGCUACACCAGGUGCAGCAGCUGCCGCGCCCCCUCACACCAUACAACCACAACCAGGCCGCAGUACAAGUAAGCGUUGUGAACAGCGGACAGAGUGUGAAUGAGGCGCGACAGCUGGCCACCUCUCUUGCCGCCUCCACCAUCCUGCCCAGACCUUCUAUACUAAGAAAACGAGAUAUUGAUGGUUCACCGUCAAAGAUCAGUAGCUAUCUGGCGAGCGGCGGCACUUUCGCUUUGGGCGUGUACCGCGAGGUUACCAGCGGCGGCGCGCCCGGCUGGGAGGACGUGCCGGCGGGCGCGCGCGGCCCCGGCUCCGGCUCCACCACCAUGUCGGCCGCCUCCUCGCCGCCGCACGACGACACCGAGCACGCGCAGCUCGCCAUCGCACCCGCGCCCACGCACACACCCGAUCUCUCGCCGCGCAAGAAGCCUAGGAAGCAAAUGUUGAGUAAUGAGGUGCGGCAGUGCGAGUUGACGACGGAGGACGCUCCGCCCACGCCACCGCCCCCCGCCAACCCUCCCAAGCGUCCGCAGCUGGGGUCGGGGUACGUGUGCGGGUGGCGCGGCACGGCGCUGCACUUCGUGCGGCCGGCGGACGUGCGCCGCCGCGAGCCGCGCGCGCGCGACAUCCUCGCCAUCGCCAGCCAGCGCCACGUGCUCGCCAGCGCAGACGGCUGGAAGGUGCACCACCUCACCGCGCAGAUGGACGACCUGGUGAAUUGCACGUUCACACCACUACACACCAACUCACACCACCUCAAACCAACUCAAACCAACUCACAUAAUUUUCAAUAUUGUUCCCAGGGUAACAUUCAAAGGAGCAAGAUCGUUUGCGAAGGUAUACAGGAGGCGCGCGAGGACAUCCUGCGGGUGUUCAAGCACAGGAACUUCGUGUCGGACAUCUUGACGCGGCAGGCGGACAAGCGCUGCUACAGAAAACACCGUUCGCAGUCCUAGCAAAUAAUCACAGAAGUUUAUUUAAUUUUUUCCACAGAAUAUGCAAUCAUACAACCAUAGACAUAUGACAAGUCUAUGGUAUAAAUAUACACUGUAAAUAUUGUAAAUAUUGUUUACCUAUUAAACUUAUAUUUUGUAUCAGUAAUGUAACUCUUAACUAUGAAAUACCUUGAACGAGUUGUGUUUAGAUUGUAAUUAGAUUUUAUGAGAAUAAUAAAGCAACUGAUGACUUA